CCCGGACCUGGGCUUGAACCGGGUGCACUCUCGAGGUAGGCCUGGCCUGAGCUCCGGAGUAGGCCGAGGAGGCCCGGGCAGUGCCAUGCCAUGCCCAGGGUCGGGGUCCUCUCGCGACCCGGGCGACAAGGACCGACAGCCUGCCCCAGAAACCAAGGCCAGCCGCGGGCUCCGACCCCUCGGCGCGGCCCGGGAGUAGGGGAGACCAAUGCCGAGACUGUCGGCGGUGACUCAGGGACCAGUUGCCUUACUCCGCCCGGGUCGGGCCGGUUUCCUCCAGGAGCCCCCGUCCGCAGGGAGCCGGUGUCCGGCCGGCUUGUCGGCUAGAAGCAAUGGCUACUUGGGGGGCGUGAGAAGGGGACCUGCCUACCCAUGAGGGAGGCGACACCCAUUGGACAGUGUGUCUCGGGACCGGGCGGCCGGCCCUGAUGGAUGCGUGAGAGGGUACCCCGAGCCUUCCCGGGCCCCUUCCUCGCACCUGAAACAGAUUAACCGCUGCCGAACCAGGCCCGGAAUUCUUCAUCCAUUUAUUCAGGCUUCUCGACGGCACUGGGUUUUUGGGUUAUUUAUUGAGAGCCAACUAUGCUGCAGAUACGACCCUGACCAUUUGAUCAAAGUAGGUGACAGGAAGCACAAGUAAACCAGUAAAUAAACAAGGUCGUUGUGGCCUGUUAGUUUUAGAAUUGGGUUUGGGGGCAGGAAGAAGAGAUCUUAGCAACCUCCACGGUUUCCUUGUCCGUGAAAUGGGCAUCAUAGAAAUUUCUACCUCCUAGGGUUGUGAGGACUAAAUAGGGUAAGACAGGUAAACCUUCUGUAUGCAGGACUUGAUUUGUGGCUAAGUAUCAGACCCUCUGACAUUGGGAGAAAACAUGUUGCCAAAUAAUAACAAACCUUUCCAGAGGUUACAUUUAUUACCUUACAUAUUCCUCACUGCAGCCCUCUGGAGGAAGGCACUUUUAUUAUCCCCAUCUUCGGUCUGAAAAUAGCGAGGGAAAGCCAAACUGGACCGUUCACAGAAUGACACCGGCUGGCAACGAGCAGAGAUCGAGUCCAAGGACUGCACGGCUGGCUCACCCCUAGUAUGGCCAAUGAAGAGGAUGACCCAGUCGUACAGGAGGUUGACGUGUACUUGGCCAAAAGUCUGGCAGAGAAGCUCUAUCUGUUUCAGUACCCUGUGCGCCCAGCCUCGAUGACCUACGAUGACAUUCCACACCUCUCAGCCAAGAUCAAGCCUAAGCAGCAGAAGGUAGAGCUUGAGAUGGCCAUCGACACCCUGAAUCCCAACUAUUGCCGCAGCAAAGGGGAGCAGAUCGCACUGAACGUGGAUGGUACCUGCACUGACGAGACCAGCACGUACUCCUCGAAGCUGAUGGACAAGCAGACCUUCUGCUCUUCCCAGACCACCAGUAACACGUCCCGUUACGCGGCUGCGCUCUACAGGAAAGGUGAGCUCCACCUGACUCCUUUACAUGGCAUCCUGCAGCUGCGACCCAGCUUCUCCUACCUGGAUAAAGCCGAUGCCAAGCACCGUGAGAGAGAGGCAGCCAAUGAGGCGGGAGACUCUUCGCAGGAUGAGGCAGAAGAAGAUGUGAAGCAGAUCACGGUGCGCUUCUCCCGGCCGGAGUCGGAGCAGGCCCGCCAGCGCCGAGUGCAGUCCUACGAGUUCCUGCAGAAGAAGCACGCGGAAGAGCCCUGGGUGCAUCUACAUUACUACGGCCUCAGGGAUAGCCGUUCUGAGUACGAGCGCCAGUACCUGCUGUGCCAGGGUUCCAGUGGGGCUGAGAACACAGAGCUUGUCAAGUCGCCCAGUGAGUACCUCAUGAUGCUGAUGCCACCCAGCCAGGAGGAGGAGAAAGACAAGCCCGUGGCCCCCAGCAAUGUCCUGUCCAUGGCCCAGCUGCGUACCCUGCCCCUGGCUGAUCAAAUCAAGAUCCUGAUGAAGAACGUGAAGGUCAUGCCUUUUGCCAACUUGAUGAGCCUACUAGGCCCCUCUGUCGACUCUGUGGCUGUUCUGCGUGGCAUCCAGAAGGUGGCGAUGUUAGUCCAAGGAAACUGGGUGGUGAAGAGUGACAUUCUGUACCCCAGAGACUCCUCGAGCCCACACAGUGGCGUGCCUGCCGAGGUACUCUGCCGGGGUCGAGACUUUGUGAUGUGGAAGUUCACGCAGAGCCGCUGGGUGGUGAGGAAAGAGGUGGCAACGGUAACUAAACUCUGCACGGAGGAUGUGAAGGACUUUCUGGAGCACAUGGCCGUGGUGAGGAUCAACAAAGGCUGGGAGUUCAUCCUGCCUUACGACGGGGAGUUCAUCAAGAAGCACCCGGAUGUGGUCCAGCGGCAGCACAUGCUGUGGACCGGCAUCCAGGCCAAAUUAGAAAAAGUUUAUAAUCUUGUAAAGGAAACCAUGCCAAAGAAGCCAGAUGGACAAUCAGUGCCUGCUGGGCUGGUCUCUGGAGAUCAGCGGGUCCAAGUUGCCAAAACCAAGGCCCAGCAGAACCACGCACUGCUGGAACGGGAGCUGCAGCGCAGGAAGGAGCAGAUGCAGGCGCCCACCGUCCUGCCUGCUGUGCGGAUCAAGGAGGAGCCCAUGAGUGAGGAGGGGGAGGAGGAGGAGGAAGAGCAGGAAGCAGAGGAGGAAGAGGAGCCCAUGGACACUUCCCCCAGUGGUGGCCUCAACAGCAGGCUGGCCAAUGGGCUGCCUGCUGGGCGGGCAGCGGGUGGGGACAGCUUCAACGGGCACCCGCCCCCGGGGAGUGCCAACAACCCUGUGGCCCGGGAACUGAGAGCCUUCGUGCAGGCCACCUUCCAGAGACAGUUUGUGCUCACGCUGAGCGAACUCAAGCGCCUCUUUAACCUGCACCUGGCCAGCCUCCCGCCGGGCCACACGCUGUUCAGUGGCAUCUCUGAUCGCAUGCUGCAGGACACGGUGCUGGCUGCCGGGUGCAAGCAGAUACUGGUGCCUUUUCCCCCACAGACUGCUGCUUCCCCAGAUGAGCAGAAGGUGUUUGCCCUCUGGGAGUCUGGAGACAUGAGCGAUCAGCAUCGACAGGUUUUGCUUGAAAUUUUUUCCAAAAAUUACCGAGUGCGCCGGAACAUGAUCCAGUCUCGAUUGACUCAAGAAUGUGGAGAAGAUCUGAGUAAACAGGAAGUGGAUAAAGUGCUAAAGGACUGCUGUGUAAGCUAUGGUGGCAUGUGGUACCUUAAAGGGACAGUACAGUCUUGACAAUAGUAGUAAACCACUAACCCCAAUGAAUCCAAGCCUAAGGAAGGACAGCAGAGCCAGCAGAGGUAGAAGUGGAGUCUCAACUUGCUUCAGGAAACACCGAACGAGAAGAGCUGACCAUCGCAUGGCCUGGGGCAUUGCAUUGUCCAGUGGACAGAGGUGAUCAUUCUUAACGGGUUGCAGGGUCAGCUUAAGUUAGAUUGCUCCCAGAAGAGACCAUCUGGGACCCUCUUUGCAGUACAGUUUGAAAUUCCUGAUGUAUUUUGCUUAUUAUUUGGUUUCAUUCUCAUAAUAAAGAGAGUGUAUAUUGAAACGGGCAGGAUGAUGAAAAUCAUGGUUUAAUAUUUUACCUUUUAAACUUAAUGCCAUUGAGGUCUAAGUUAUGUUUACAAGAUGAAGAAAAUCUCAAGGUUUUUAAUAUUUAAAAUGCCUAGAAGCCAAUAUUUAGUCUUGGAUUAUCUAUCUGCUAAGACUUCUGCCAAUUUCAUUAAACAAACCAAAUUAAAUUGUUUUACUGUUGGGUUUCUGCGAACACUUUACCUUUUAAAACAACCUACGUUACAUAGCAGUCUCAACUGUUUACAUGAACCAUAGCAAAAAAAUUAGAAUCAAAUUCAUUUAUUCUUGAUGUUUGCAUAAGGUUGCAAACAAAACGAGGUAAGUAUGGAACAAUGUAUAAGCGAGGUUAUCACACUUUGAUGUAAAAAUUUAUAUUUUGUGUAUUUUUAAAAUAAAUGCUAACACUAAACUGGCACCAUGGUGCUGCUGUCUUCAAAUGGUCUUCAGAUGUUAUUUGUCUAUGGUCUUAAAGCAGUAAAUGUUCUUUAGAGGGAAGGGCGCUAAUAAAGAGCUGGAGAACUCCUUGGAGCAGUGCUGUCCAAUAAAAAUAUUAUGCAGGUCACAUAUGUAAUUUGUAAAUUUUUUAGUAGCCACAUUAAAAAAAAUAUAUAUAUAUAAACAGGAUAAAUUUUACUGUAUUUUAUUUAACACAGUAUAUCCAGAACAUC
This is a messenger RNA of Loxodonta africana (African savanna elephant), 4227 nucleotides long. It is a transcript of the gene POLR3E, whose product is annotated as RNA polymerase III subunit E. The coding region runs from base 1082 to 3220 and encodes 712 amino acids. The transcript has 21 exons. NCBI's taxonomy places the organism in Eukaryota, Metazoa, Chordata, Mammalia, Proboscidea, Elephantidae. Gene Ontology annotation, biological process: tRNA transcription by RNA polymerase III. The record is from RefSeq and is a predicted model, not a curated record. Gene Ontology annotation, cellular component: nucleus; RNA polymerase III complex.